CCCAGAUUGCGUAUAAAAUACCGCUCGAUUUUGUAAAAUGUACUCAUUUCAAUGCGUUUCCUAUUCGCUCUAGUCCUCGGCGUGCUCCUGUGCCUGCUCCUGGCUCAGGAGGGCAGUAGUACCACAACUACAACCACAACUACUGACGCGACCACAACCACAACUACAGACGCGACCACUACCACGGCUUCAUCCGCCACCACCACCACCACUUCCUCCUCCAGCACCUCUACGACCGCUGCCUCCUCUUCCUCGGCGGAGGCCAGGAGGCGCAGACGUGCUCGCCGCCGUCGCCUGGCUCGUGAGCGCCGUCGUCGCCAGGAGCGGAGGCAGCGCCAGGAAAAGAGGAGGCGCAGGAUGGAGCAGCUGCUUGCGAGGCAGCGCCGCCUGAUCAAUCAGCUUCAGGGAUAG
Molecule: messenger RNA, 411 nt
Organism: Drosophila teissieri
Lineage: Eukaryota; Metazoa; Arthropoda; Insecta; Diptera; Drosophilidae
Product: protein new-glue 1-like
Exons: 1
Coding region: 52-411 (119 amino acids)
Biological process (GO): protein import into nucleus
Molecular function (GO): nuclear import signal receptor activity
Source: RefSeq, a predicted model, not a curated record